UACCACGUACCGGCGGCGACCCACUCGGACUCCGAGGUGAAGCGAAUCCAGCUGCGAGUGUGCAACGUGCUCAAGUAUUGGGUGUCGCAACACUUUGACGAUUUCGACCACGACCUCAUCCAGACCGUGGUCAACUUUGUCGACGAGAGCCUGGCCGUCGACGGCCACGACUCUGUGACCGGCGUACUCCGCAACGCCAUCGUGAAGCGAACAUGUGGGCUGAAGAGCCGCGUCACCCGAGGCCGCGUCCUAAUCGUCAGCAAGGGCUCCACCGCCCCUGCGCCCAAGGUGGGGGCGGAGAUGGUGUCGGGCGCGGGCGCGGACGUAGCCAUGUCCAUUUUCGAUUUUGACGAAGAGGAGGUCGCGCGCCAGCUCACCCUCCGCGAGUUCCUGCUCUAC
Messenger RNA from Acanthamoeba castellanii str. Neff, 399 nucleotides. Its product is annotated as Ras guanine nucleotide exchange factor, putative. Gene Ontology annotation, biological process: small GTPase-mediated signal transduction. Lineage: Eukaryota; Discosea; Longamoebia; Acanthamoebidae. The record is from RefSeq and is a predicted model, not a curated record. The transcript is spliced from 3 exons. Gene Ontology annotation, molecular function: guanyl-nucleotide exchange factor activity. The annotation marks the transcript as partial.